AUGGAAAGCAGUAGCCAUCUGGCAAUGGACGUCGUCCUGCCAGCUUUUGAUUUCCAGCCCUUCGAGUACACCGACAUUUCAUCAAAUGAGAUUCGUCUUCUUUCCUUUGUUGAACGGCACGGCCAGCCAGAAAGCUAUAAACUAGGCAGCAUCCCGUUGAUUGAAUGCACGCUAGAGACUGUCGAUUUCUACACCAGCCCGGCAUACGAAGUGCUGUCACACGCCACUGGCAAUCCACUCGCUGUGCAGCCAGACUCCAACGAUGAGUACGGGGAUGCAUGCAAAUGGCCCGUAGCUGUCAACGGCCGGCUGCUCUAUGUGUCUAGGAACUUGUAUGAGGGACUGUCGCGUGUUAGACAGCUUCGGCAUAACUCGAACGUCACAGCGGACGAAGAGACGCGGUACAAGCACGACAAGACGCGGUUGAUAAAAGCCGCAGAGCAGGGUAUGCUCGACGAGGUUCUCGACUGUCUGCGCUCCGGCGCCCAUCUCUAUGCCAAAGAUGAGUUUGGGAAAACGGCACUCCACUACGCUGCUGAGAAUGGCCGGCUUGAGAUGGUUAGAUCCUUGCUCGAGCAUGGUGCGAGUUUAGAUGACCUUGACAAGAGCCACCGUACCCCAUUUGCGUGCUGUGUGCAACAACGACGCGGAGAGUACGAAGAGGUGGCCGCACUGCUACUUAGCUGGAAGGGAGAAGACCGCGGAGACCCUGCAAGAAAGAUGGGGGAUCCGUUGUGGAUUGAAGCACUGUGUGUUGACCAGAGUAACGUGGAAGAACGCAAUGUCCAAACCGCCAUGAUGACACAAAUCUUAUCCCAAGCCAGGAUGGUUAUAGGCUGGCUUGGAGUGGAUGAUGCCACUACAUCUACAGCUUACAAGCUCAUGAUGGAGUGCGACAGCAUAAGGCCGUCCAUCGUCUACUAUCUCCAGUAUAAGUGGGAUACGGGUGUAGAUCAGGAGAUGGAGAUAGAUUCAGAGUCAGAUACUUCUUUGCUCUCUACCCGCGAGGUCCAGGCCAUCAUGACUUUACUCGAGCGCUCUUGGUUCCGACAGACCAGUGCUUCCCAAGAACUCGCAAUGGCAAAAGAUGUUGCUCUUUAUUGCGGACCCUAUACUUUUAGCUGGACUGAUGCUUCGAUGCUCCUAAGAAUUAUCAAGAGCAGCGACAACGCCGUCCAGAAACGAAAACUCGCAUCCAUCACAGCGGAGAGUCAAUCGAGUGCCUUGACAUUACGGGGGAAGAGGACACAAUCGUGGACCAACCUUGUGGAAGAUAACGUAAGGCCUCAUAAAAGGGUGUCUCUUCAAAAAUUUCAAACAAGUUAG
This is a messenger RNA of Clonostachys rhizophaga, 1326 nucleotides long. NCBI's taxonomy places the organism in Eukaryota, Fungi, Ascomycota, Sordariomycetes, Hypocreales, Bionectriaceae. The record is from the annotation of a GenBank genome assembly.